AUGGUGAACUCCUGUGAGCCACUUUUCCAGCAUGGUGCCUUUUUUGGCGUGAUAAUUGUAUACAUUGUCAACGAACGAUGGGGGCGACGGCUUGUACUCCUAUGGGGAUCCUUUAUUUUUAUCAUCGGCGUCAUUCUAUCAAUGGCAUGUGGAGGUAAUAUUCCCAUGUUCUACGUGGCUCGCAUUGUCAGCGGUCUAGGGGUUGGGGCUUCAACCUUUGCAGUCCCUCAAUAUUUGUCGGAGUGUGCCCCUCCUGCUGCACGAGGAGGGAUAGUGGGAUGUGUAAGGAUAAAGAAGCUGAUAUCUGCAGUUCGAAAUUGGGACCCAGAUCGGAACAAUAACUGGAUUUUGGAUUAA
This is a messenger RNA of Penicillium macrosclerotiorum, 357 nucleotides long. RefSeq lists its product as uncharacterized. Lineage: Eukaryota; Fungi; Ascomycota; Eurotiomycetes; Eurotiales; Aspergillaceae. The record is from RefSeq and is a predicted model, not a curated record. Gene Ontology annotation, cellular component: membrane. Bases 1 to 357 code for a protein of 118 amino acids. Gene Ontology annotation, biological process: transmembrane transport; carbohydrate transport. The transcript is spliced from 3 exons. Gene Ontology annotation, molecular function: carbohydrate:proton symporter activity.